AAAACCCUAUAUAUACGAUAUAAUUUCCUGUAUUGCCUAAUCUACUAAGGAACCACCCUGUACACUAUUUGCAAAGAUGUAUUCCAUAUUGUGUGUAACAGUUUCCGUUAUUCUUAUUCUUGCAAAGAAUGGGUCUGCCUUUACAUGCGAUAAACAUGCAUCGAUUUGUGAAACCUCUUUGGAUAUAUCCACGGCAUUGACAAUGUUCCAUGAAAAAGAAUUAGCUAUUUUCCCGAAAGGCGGUCUUUUGUACCGUUAUGACGUCAAGAACAUCACCGCUGCAACACCGGUAAAUAUUGAUGAAGUCAAUACAGCAGACGGCUGGGAAAUGCAAAGAGUCGUGAUCGUCGCAAACGGCACUCUACCAGGACCGACAAUUACCGUGUACGAGGAUCAAACCUUAAUAGUUCAUGUCAAGAAUAAUUUAUAUUCCGACACAGUAACCAUUCACUGGCACGGUCUUCCACAGAAAGACACACCCUAUAUGGACGGGGUCGGUUUUGUAACACAGUGUCCUAUCAAUCCAGGACAAACUUUUACACACACCUUUAAAGCUAGACCGAGCGGUACAUAUUGGUAUCAUUCCCAUGUUGGAGCACAGAGAGCAAAGGGCUUGUACGGUGCACUGAUUAUCAAAGAGCGUCAUCCACCACACAUUGUACAUGGAGUGGCUGAAGAGUUUGUGAUGCAGAUUCAGGACUGGAACCAUGCCUAUGGUGUAGAUCAAGCAUUUCUUUAUGCGGAUGUAGGAGUCGUCCUAAACAGAAUAGAAAUCAAAAACUCGAUGGCGCUGGAUGGCUCGAAAUUUGGUCCUUGGUACGCCCAAUCAGCUUUAAUAAAUGGCAAAGGAAGGUAUAACGACCCAAUUACUCACACACAUAACGAGGCGCCUCUCGAAGUUUUUAAAGUUCAUCGGCAUAGAAACUAUAGAUUUCGUGUGAUAAAUGCUGCCGCAAUGUAUCCAUACAGAAUUUCCAUUGACAGCCAUCCUUUGACAGUUGUUGCCACAGAUGGUUAUUACAUAAAACCAGUAGUUGUUGAGUCAGUGAUCCUACAUCCUGGAGAGAGAUUCGAUUUCAUUAUACAAGCCAACGAGAACGUUGGAAAUUAUAUGAUCAGAGGUCAAACGUUAGAGGUAGAUAGGCGCACUAUUGGAGAGGCGAUCUUGCACUAUGAAGGGGCGGAUCAGAAUUACAUAAACAUAUUUUCAACAAGAACACAAUGUCUUUCUUCAAAGGAAUGCUUGGUCUUGAAUUGUCCAUUUUCAUUUUAUCCAAACGAAAAACAUACCCAGUGUAUUACAAUGGAUGCUAUCAAAAGCAAUGAUCCUACUGGCGUGCCAGAUGUUCAACCAGGGGCCUUUCAAGAAUAUUUUCUAAAUUUUGCCUUUCCAGGACUGACAUUUAAACCUGACUCUGUUAACGGUAUAGAAUUCAGGUUUCCCACAGUCUCGGGGAUCUCUCAACCAACCGAAAUAACUGAACAAUGCUCAAAAGUUGACUGUGGGGAACAGAAGGUUUGUUCGUGCACCAAUACUAUUGAUCUGAACCACAAUGACACGGUUCAGUUUGUGUUUGUCAACAUGGGAAUAGGAAAGGGUUGGUCCCAUCCAAUUCACAUGCACGGUCACAGUUUUUAUGUAAUAAAGAUGGGGUAUGGUAACUACAACACUUCCACUGGUGAAUUCAUUUCACAGAACUCGGACAUAGACUGUCGUGGGGGGACUACCCAAGAUAAAAGUUUCUGCAAUGACGCCACGUGGAGUGAUCCAUCAUGGAAGAAUGGAAAUAUCCCUGGUCUUAACCUUGUGGAUCCUCCACAAAAAGACACAAUAAUCGUCCCUAGUGGUGGCUACGUGGUGGUGAGGAUUAGGGCUGAUAAUCCAGGAUUGUGGAUCAUGCAUUGCCACAUCCAGCUUCACUCAGCAGAUGGAAUGACAUUACUUCUGAAUGAGUCCUUCCCAAACUUGCCUCCGGUUCCUAAAGAUUUUCCAACUUGUAGAGGCUUCAAGACAGGUAACUUCGAUUGUUUUCUGUGGCAAUGUUCUGUGUGAAGUAUAUUUGGUAGAAAACAUGGAUGGAAUUCUAUUGAUUCUGUCCUGAGUACAGUAGAGCAGCCAUGCUAUGUUUUAUGUUUUAUACACGUCACUGUAUUAUACUGUAUGGUAUUUUCUGUACUCAGAUGUCUAUUGCCCAUGGUGUUUUAGUCCGUGUUGUUGGACAUAUCGGGGAUUGGAUGUUGCUAAUUUUAUGUGUAUGAAAUGUUUUAAAAAUAAACGUUUAUUUCUUUGAUAUUAUAAGAUGAUAUUACAAUAUCUAAAUUAGCUAUUUGACAUGUUUUGUGAAUAAACUUGUAUUAAUUUAGUUGCGGUAUAUCGGUUCACGGAAUUUAACCAUCUCAAAUCAUAAAUUCGUUGGUUUUUUUUUAGACAUCACCAACUCGGACUGAAAUCACGUUUUGGUCGCCAAAAUAUAUCGAAUCCGGGUGUUAUACCCUGUCAAAUUUGAUAUUUUAAUUACAAUUUAUGAUUUAUGUAUACCAAACGAAAAGCACAAUGAUCGUGAAUAUGCAAAGUUGUUUCUUAGCAUAUGCAUGAAAGACAAAAUGAAACAAUUAUAGCAAUAUAUGAUCAUAAUUUUGCUAUGAUAAUAUUUUUCUAUUUCAGAUCCAGUUAGUGUUUAACAAUAAUAGAUCAAAACCCAGUCUGACCAUGAGGAAGAGAUCAAAGGUACAACAACAAACUAAUCAUCGACGAAUUCCAGCCGAAAUCUACCUUUUCAACAAUUCCUGCAGAAAAAAACCCAGCGCAGCUAUUCUAUGUUCUGUCUACAAAUAAAAAGAUACUAAAUAACA
Molecule: messenger RNA, 2853 nt
Organism: Ostrea edulis (European flat oyster)
Lineage: Eukaryota; Metazoa; Mollusca; Bivalvia; Ostreida; Ostreidae
Exons: 2
Coding region: 77-2053 (658 amino acids)
Biological process (GO): iron ion transport
Cellular component (GO): plasma membrane
Molecular function (GO): oxidoreductase activity; copper ion binding
Source: RefSeq, a predicted model, not a curated record